Molecule: messenger RNA, 2367 nt
Organism: Plenodomus lingam JN3
Lineage: Eukaryota; Fungi; Ascomycota; Dothideomycetes; Pleosporales; Leptosphaeriaceae
Source: RefSeq, a predicted model, not a curated record
AUGGACUCGAGAGACAACUCCCGAGACCGCCUGCGCGACCGAGACGAUUCCCCCGAAACUAUACAGACGUCCGAGAUUGCAGAAGAGGAGGAGGAAGAUCUGGAUGCUGUCAGUGACGUGCUCGAUUCGUACUACUACGACGAAGACGACGACGACGAUGAGGACGACAAUCAGAACCCUCGCCAGAGGACGACAGAUCACAGCAACAGGGAGCGUCUCAGUCCGUCCCCGGUACCCAACGAUCUCGAAACCCCGGAAUUAUCAGAGACACCAUCGCGCGAUUUCGACUCACUAGACUCCUUUCAGUCGUCGGAGAGCUUGCGGCAAUGGGGCGAGAAUCCUCUUCCACACAUCAACAAUGGACAGACGGAGAAGAGCCUACUCAGAAGCCCCUUGACGAUCCAAGUGCCCUCGGGUCCAGGCUACAAUGACACCGCUAGUGUCGACGAGGAAGCGGUCCGCGACAUGAACGCGGUCGAUGCAGCAACCACCAGCCCGACAAACUAUGUCUACAGCCCCAGAACAGUGGCAGCCGCAGUCGAGCUACCCAGUGCACAACAGUCGCGAGCUUGGCAACGGUCGAACGUCCAGCAACCUCAGAGGGUCUCCGUCACGCUGGCUGCGUUGUCGCUAGGCACUUCGAACGCGACGCAUCGUGUAAAGCAGGGGGACAGAAGCAGCUGUAGCCGUACCCACAUGACCGAAAUCCGUCGUGAAAUAUCCGGACUUCCACGAAUACCGACAAGCAAAGCACGACUUUCGCGACAAGACUGGGCGGCCAUUGAGUCCUAUUCAAAACGGCACAGCAAGCGGCCAAGUACCUCUCGCACUAUUUCGACCGAGUCGUCGGCCAGGACGCAUGACGGCGUGCAGUCUCCGCCCCUGGGCAAGUCUGAGCCGCUGCCUGAGGUAGAUGAGGACGAGGCCAUUCCUCGGCGUGCAUCCACCAGUGUGUUUGACCGCAAAAGUACCUUGUUCGAUCUGGGCAUGAUGGCCCCACUUGCCACGUCAAAGGGCAAACCUGCCAACUACCUAGACACCUCACCAUCAUCAAGUCGACAGCCAGACCCGACUUCUCCUACCCUCCAAAAGAAGCUGGCGCCCGUCGAAAGAGAUCGUUAUGGCUUCAAGAAGGCUUCGGACAAGGUCAACUUGCAAGAGUACAAUGCGUGGGCCGCAAAAUACGAAGAGCACAUUUGCCGGCGGCGGGCCAAGUGGCAUGCUUUGAUGCAGAAGCAAGGCCUAUCCACACACGAACCAUCAAAGUUUCCAGAAAUGUCGGACAAGGUGAAGCGGUAUGCGCGCAAAGGAUACCCUCCGGAGUGGCGCGGCGCCAUGUGGUGGUACUAUUCAGGUGGCCAGCACAUUAUGAAGCAAAAGGGCAAUGUCGGUCUUUAUGCCUCAUUGGUCGAACGCGUGAAGCGCGACGAGCUCAACAAGGACGACAGAGAUGCUAUCGAGCGCGAUCUGGACAGGACCUUUCCCGACAAUAUUCACUUCCGUCCCGAGCCGGCCACGGACCUGCUGGACGGAGAAACCGACGAGGAGCCGGCUCUCAUCCAGGACCUGCGCGAGGUCUUGUCCUGCUUUGCGUUGAACAAUCCAAACAUUGGCUAUUGCCAAUCGCUCAACUUUAUUGCUGGUCUGCUGCUCCUCUUCCUGAAGCAGGACAAGGAACGCGCCUUCAUCAUGCUGACCAUCAUCACGCAAAAUCAUCUGCCAGGUGCACACGCGAGGAAUCUUGCCAACACCGAGGUCAACGUCUUGAUGAUGUUGAUCAAGGACUACCUGCCCAAGGUCUGGGCCUCGAUCAACGACACCGACAUCAUCAACACGGGACCCGGCUCGCACGCGCAUCCCAUUUCCAAGUUUCAGCGUCAACCUACGGUUGCCUUGUCAUGCACCUCGUGGUUUAUGAGCAUCUUUGUCGGCGUGCUGCCGAUUGAGACUGUGCUCCGCGUUUGGGAUGCCUUCCUGUACGAGGGGCCGCGUGCUCUGUAUCGUUAUGCACUGGCCAUCUUCAAGCUUGGCGAGCCCGAGAUCCGCAAGUACCAGCCUGGCGACGGCGAACUGUACAUGACGGUACAGAACCUGCCCCGGACCUGUCUGGACAUCAACAUGCUGCAUGACAUUGCCUUUGUCAAAAAGGGCUUUGGCAACCUGUCGCAGGCCGUGAUUGACGAGAAGCGCAUGUUCUGGCGAGAACAGAACAAGAUGGCGCAUCAGACUUCUGUCAAGACGAUCCGCAACAAGCAGCUCCCGGCCAACGACGACGAAGACACGGACCGCGACAGCCUCCGGAAGGUCAUGGGCAUGACGGGUCUGCGAAGACGGGCGUCUAGGAAAUUCCGCAGGAUGAGGAAUUAA